Pestalotiopsis fici W106-1 is the source of this 951-nucleotide messenger RNA. RefSeq names its product Guanine nucleotide-binding protein subunit beta-like protein. The record is from RefSeq and is a predicted model, not a curated record. Gene Ontology annotation, molecular function: ribosome binding; translation regulator activity; protein kinase C binding. NCBI's taxonomy places the organism in Eukaryota, Fungi, Ascomycota, Sordariomycetes, Amphisphaeriales, Sporocadaceae. The coding region runs from base 1 to 951 and encodes 316 amino acids. Gene Ontology annotation, biological process: positive regulation of protein phosphorylation; rescue of stalled cytosolic ribosome. The transcript is spliced from 5 exons. Gene Ontology annotation, cellular component: nucleus; cytosol.
AUGGCUGAGCAGCUGAUUCUGAAGGGUACCCUCGAGGGCCACAAUGGCUGGGUCACCAGCUUGGCUACCUCUCUGGAGAACCCCAACAUGCUCCUGUCCGCUUCCCGUGACAAGACCCUGAUCAUCUGGAACCUGACCCGCGACGAGUCGCAAUACGGUUACCCCAAGCGAUCUCUCCACGGUCACUCCCACAUCGUCUCCGACUGUGUUAUCUCCUCCGACGGUGCUUACGCUCUGUCCGCUUCGUGGGACAAGACCCUCCGCCUCUGGGAGCUCGCCACUGGCACCACCACCCGCCGCUUCGUUGGCCACACCAACGACGUUCUGUCCGUCUCCUUCUCGGCCGACAACCGCCAGAUCGUCUCCGGUUCGCGUGACCGCACCAUCAAGCUGUGGAACACCCUCGGUGACUGCAAGUUCACCAUCACCGACAAGGGCCACACCGAGUGGGUUUCUUGCGUCCGCUUCAGCCCCAACCCCCAGAACCCCGUCAUUGUCUCCAGCUCUUGGGACAAGCUCGUCAAGGUUUGGGAGCUCUCCACCUGCAAGCUCCAGACCGACCACAUCGGCCAUACUGGUUACAUCAACACCGUCACCAUCUCCCCCGACGGUUCCCUCUGCGCCUCCGGUGGCAAGGACGGUACCACCAUGCUGUGGGACCUCAACGAGUCCAAGCACCUGUACUCCCUCAACGCCGGUGACGAGAUCCACGCUCUCGUCUUCUCCCCCAACCGCUACUGGCUCUGCGCUGCCACCGCCAGCAACAUCAUCAUCUUCGACCUCGAGAAGAAGAGCAAGGUCGACGAGCUCAUUGUCGAGUUCGCCGCUGUCGGCAAGAAGAGCCGCCAGCCCGAGCCUAUCUCCCUGGCCUGGUCCGCUGAUGGCCAGACUCUGUUCGCUGGUUACACUGACAACAUCAUCCGUGCUUGGGGUGUCAUGUCGAGGGCAUAG